AAGGGAAUUCCCCUGUCAAUAGUUGCUUACAAGACAAGCUAUUCGAAUUCGUUGAGUGUUGUGUAAGAGAAGAGUUUCCUCGCUUUCAUCUUCUUUUUCGAACUAAAAUGUAACAAUUAUAAUCGCAAUAUGAAAUGAAUGGUGAGAACUGCAAAUUCGCUUGACUAUAAGUUAAAAAGUGAAGAAUAUAUCAUCAAGUUGGACCCAAAAGAAUAAACUUCAUGAUCUUAGAAAACUUCGAAAUAAAAUAACUCAUGAAAUACCUGACAAUAGGCUAACUGAUAAAGACUUUCAAACCAUAACAACAAAAGUUGAGAAAGCGUUGCGUGCACUGAGACUGUCAACCAAUGAGGUCGUUCGAAUAAAGAAACUCUUUGCAUCGUUUAAAAUUCUUCCUCCUGCACCGACCCAUAAAGUCGUUUCUCGUUCUGACCAGAUACGCGAGAUAAGAGAGGAUCUUGAAAAGUUGCGCAGCGAUAACGACGACAAACUUAAAUAUUUUUACAUCUCUGGAAAUCCCGGAAGUGGAAAAUCUGAACUCACCAGACAAGUUUGUGAAGAUAUUGGGAAAAACGUUCACGCGAAGCACGAAGCAAUGUUUGUAAUGACAUUGAACGUGAAGGAUUUAGAUUCUCUUUUAUAUUCCUAUGAAGAUUUUUGUCGUAAGCUAAAUUGCAACGAAAGAGUAUUAAAAGAUCUUUUGAGCUCUUCUAAACCAAAAGAUGAGAAAAUCAAAGAUUUGAGAUCGCAAAUAUCCAACAGAAUUAAGAAUUGGAAGAAGUGGUGGAUUAUCGUCGACAAUGUGGAAAAUCUCGAGCUCAUUUCCCCACUACUGCCUCUGAUGGGCGACGAUUUUUGGAAUAACGGUCAAAUCAUAGUGACGACACAAAACACAAAUGCAGUUCCUUCCGACCAUAGAGAUUAUAAAUAACACUAGAGGAGGCAUUGGUAUCAAAAACAUCAGUCAAAAAAGGGAGCGCGAUAAUGGGGGGCAAAUUCAAGUCCCGGAUGCUAAGCCAAGCGCUGAUUGGCUAGAUCAAUGCCUCCUUAGCAACCACGUUAGCAACAAUUUUAAAAAAAUUAUAUUCGUUAUUUAGGUCGCUUUGCCGGUUUUUUAAGGAAAAACAGUGCUUUUUGAAACUGGUUUUACUAAUUUAGAGAUCCUGAAAUUAUAUUUUAGGCAGAAAAACAUUUAGAGACCGAAAAAACUCGUUAAAAACGACUUAUUUUGGCCUCGGACAUCGUGAAUGAGUGAACAUCCGGGACUUGAAUUUGCCCCCAUUAACGCGCUCCCCAAUUUCUCCUCGAUGACCCCUCUAGUGUUAUUUAUAAUCUCUAUGCUUCCGACAGCUUGUCAAGUAAACAUAUUUCACUUAGUCUCGGUAUGAAUGACCAAGAGUGUCGCCAGCUUCUUGCCCUGUUAUCAAGAACUGAUGUCAAUGAUUCAUUACUAGAUGAGGUGGCAGAGAAGUUAGAUCGUCAACCACUGGCUAUGGCUGCCUCAGCCGCGUAUAUGAGACAAGCUAUCGAGAUUCGCUCAGAUUUUUCUUGGCGGGAUUACUUAGAAAAGCUUGAAAAGGAAAAAGAGAAGUAACAGAGAUGAAAUAGACGAAUUGAGUCGUUGACAAUCGCUUCUCAACUUCUGAUAAUGUAGACCUCGCUUACGAGUUAUGUUAAUAUCUUGGCUGGUAAAGAAACUACGUAAACUUCAUCGUUAACAAAGAUGAAACAUUUGAAAUAAUAUCGAGCGUCGAAAAAUGUCUGGUAUACCAUGGGAAAGCGAGGAAAGACAAAACUUCAUUCGAGCAGACUACAUUGUCAGUGACGUUGUGAGGAAGGAAUUAAGAAGUUUCUUUAUUCAGGAAUGGAACAAACGUUACCAGGCUUCUCUUGGAGCAUGGGAUGACACAAACGUAAGUGGUAGUCAGUUGUUUAAUCUCGAAAAAUCACGAGGAAGACCAAAUAAGAAAAUGCUUCAGUCCAAAUUUCAAAAUGGAAAUGCAUAUAAUUGGGAUUGUACUGUACUUUUUGAUGCAAUUCUUUUUUCCAAAUCGAUUGGUGCAAGCCUUAAUCCAACGCAAAAAACUGAAAUCGAUAAUCUAAGAAAACUACGAAAUGAAAUAACUCAUAAAGCUGAAAAAACUCUGAAUGAUGCAGACUUUCAAACCAAGACAACAGACGUUAUAAAUGCAUUGAAUGCAUUAGGACUGUCAAGCAACGAAGUCGUUCGAGUAAAAAAUCUCUAUAAAUCCUUUCAAAUUCUACCUCCCAAACCAACUCAUGAAGUCGUUUCUCGUUCUGACAAGAUACACGAGAUAAGAGAAGAUCUUGAAAAGUUGCGCAGCGACAAUAACGACAAACUUACAUAUUUCUACAUCUCUGGGAAUCCAGGCAGUGGAAAAUCCCAACUCGCCAGACAGGUUUGUGAAAGUAUCUAUUCCGAAGUUGGUUGGUUGCAGGAAGCAAUGUUUGUGAUGACAUUGGACGGAAAAGAUUUGGAUUCACUUCUCCACUCGUACGAAGAUUUUUGUCGUCGCCUGAAUUGCAACGAGAGCGUAUUACAAACUACAUUAAGUUCAUCAAACCCAAAAGAUAAGAAAAUAAAAGAUUUAAGAUCGCAAAUUUGCAGAAAAAUUAAGAAUUGGAAGAAGUGGUGGAUUAUCGUCGACAACGUGGAAAAUCUCGAGCUCAUUGCCCAACUACUGCCUCUGAUGGGCGACGAUGUUUGGAAUAACGGUCAAAUCAUAGUGACGACACAAAACACAAAUGCAGUUCCUUCCGACAGCUUGUCAAGUAAACAUAUUUCACUUAGUCUCGGUAUGAAUGACCAAGAGUGUCGCCAGCUUCUUGCCCAGUUAUCAAGAACAGACGUCAAUGAUCCAUUACUAGAGGAGGUUGCAGAGAAGUUAGAUCAUCAACCACUGGCAAUAGCUGCCGCAGGCGUGUAUAUGAGAGAAGUCAUCGAGAUUCGUUCAGAUUUUUCGUGGCCGGAUUAUUUAGAAAAGCUUGAAAAAGGGAAAAGAGAAUUAACAGAAGAGCAUCUCAAGCAGACAAAUUCAGCAGCAUAUUCAUCCACCAUGAGUGCAGCUGUGCUUUUAGCUGUUACAAAAUGUGCGGAAAAAAACAAAAUUCUAGAAGAUACAUUUAAAUUUUUCUCUUUGAUAUCGUUUAAACCACUACCGCUUGAUCUUGUUGUGAAAUACGUUCAGCAGCAAGAAGAAGAGUUGGAUGCCGAGGAUAUCAUUCUUCCAAUAAAACACUGCUCAUUGUUUGUUCAUGUGGGAAAUAAAGAGGGAGAUAUCCGCCUGCACCGUGUUGUCCAUGAUAUGAUCAAAUUGCUUUGUCUUUCGAAAAAAACUGACGUUGGCAAUUCAGUAAUUCUCAACGUGACAAGAACAUUAUAUUCUUUCAGAGAUAGGAAAGAUAAAAUUAAAAUAAUUUCACAUUUGAAGGCAUUUCUCGCAGAAAUUGACAAAUUGUUUCCAAAUGAAGCGCUAUCCUCAAUGAGUUCAGCAUUUGAUGAAACUGAAAUCUGGGAAAUAUAUACUUUUUUUGGAAUAGCUCUAUCUAACUUUUCCGAGUUUGACCUCUCGUUGAAAAUUUUCCAGCAGACACUGAAAAUUGCGUUGCAGCGGUUAGGGCCAAAGCACAUUUAUGUUGCUGGUUGCUACACCAGUCUGGGUAAUGUGUAUCGUGAUAAAGGUGAUCUGGACCAAGCUUAUGAUUAUUGUCAGCAGGCUCUGGAAAUUACCUUAGAACAAUUAGGAGAGAACAACGUUGGCGUUGCUAGGUCGUACACCAUCAUUGGUAAUGUGUGUAAGGAUAAAGGUAAUUUGGAGCAAGCAAAUGACUAUUAUCAACGAGCACUGAAAAUUCAGUUGGAACAAUUGGGGCCAAACCAUGUUGACGUUGCUACUUCAUACACAAAUCUGGGUGCUGUGUGUAAUGACAAAGGUGAUUUGGAGCAAGCUAAUGAUUAUUAUCAACAAGCUCUGAAAAUUCUAUUAGCAGAAUUAGAGCCAAAUCAUAGACACUUUGCUACCUUAUACAGCAACCUGGGUAACAUAUGUCGUAAGAAAGAUGAUUUGGAGAAGGCUACUAAUUAUUUUCAAAAAGCACUGAAAAUUCUAUUAGAACAAUUAGGGCCAAAUCAUAGUGAUGUUGCUGGUUUAUACAUGAACUUGGGUGUUGUGUAUCAUGAAAAAGGUGAUUUGAAGGAAGGUAUUGAUUAUUAUAAACGAGCUUUGAAAAUUCAAUUAGUAUAUUUAGGGGAAAACCAUCGUGAAGUUGCUGGCUUAUACAACAACCUGGGUAUUAUGUGUAGGGAUAAAGGUGAUUUGGAGCAAGAGUAUGAUUAUUAUCAACGAGCACUGAAAAUUCAGUUAGAACAAUUGGGGCCAAACCAUAUUGAACUUGCUACUUCAUACAACAACCUGGGUGCUGUGUGUAGUGAUAAAGGUGAUUUGGAGCAAGCUAAUGAUUAUUAUCAACGAGCACUGAAAAUUAAAACAGAAUUAUUGGGGCCAAACCAUGUUGACGUUGCUAUUUCAUACAACAACCUGGGUAAUGUGUGUUUGAAUAAAGGUAAUUUGGAGCAAGCUCAUGAUUUUUAUCAACAAGCACUGAAAAUUCAAUUAAAAGAAUUAGGGCCAAAUCAUAGAAAAAUUGCUACCUUAUACAACAACCUCGGUAAUGUAUAUCGUGCUAAAGGUGAUUUGGAGCAAGCUAAUGAUUAUUAUCAACGAGCGCUUAAAAUUCAGUUAGAACAAUUGGGGCCAAACCAUGUUAAUGUUGCUAAUACAUACAGCAACCUGGGUAUUGUGUGUGGUGAAAAAGGUGAUUUGGAGCAAGCUAAUGAUUAUUAUCAAAAAGCGCUGAAAAUUCAGUUAGAACAAUUGGGGCCAAAUCAUGUUAAGGUUGCUGCUUCAUACAACAACCUGGGUAUUGUGUGUCAGAAAAAAGGUGAUUUGGAGCAAGCCUGUGAUUAUUGUCAACGAGCGCUGAAAAUUCAGUUAGAACAAUUGGGGCCAAACCAUGUUGACGUUGCUAGUUCAUUCCACCGACUGGGUAUUUUGUGUCUAUCAAAACGGGAUCUGGAUUGCGCCAGAGAUUAUCUUCAACGGGCACUAAAUAUCCAAUCAGAGAAACUAGGACCAAAUCAUAAGGAUGUUCUUCAUUCCUACCUCUAUCUUGGCGCAGUUUACUUUGAAAAAGAUGAUCUGGAACAUGCUAGCCAUUAUUUUAGAAUCAUCGCUAUGUCCAGGAAAUAAUACAUACCAGAUUCCGCUUAAAGUUUUCCAAACACUGUUUCAGAUGCCUCAUGAAAUUUAUUAACAGAGAGCGAGGCCGGGUGAUAUAAUUAUUUGAAACACACAACUUCAUCCUUGCUAUUUUUUCUCAUGAUAGCAACAGUUGAUUUAUAUUAAAUAGUAUCGUCAAGCAAAAUAAAGAGAAAUAUUUCAAUCGCACGGAGUAAAGCCAGGCGCACACGACGCGAUUUUUGUAGGACAAAAUAAUAAACAUACUAUGCUAUAAAUAGACGCAAAUAUUAUAAUAUGCAUUGCAAACAACAACACUCCAACGAGUGCUGAAUAAGUAGGCUUAUCCAUUCUAGUGCAUUUUACGACGGGACAGUGACUCGGUGAGAGAACAAGUUAUAACUUGUACAAGUUAUAACAUUCGGUGAGAGUACAAGUAUAAGUUAUAACUUGUACAAGUUAUAACAUUCGGCGAGAGUACAAGUACAAGUUAUAACUUGUACAAGUUAUAACAUUCGGUGAGAGUACAAGUACAAUGUUAUAUAUUGGUGAACCGCUUUAAAAGUUUCCACAAA
Molecule: messenger RNA, 5833 nt
Organism: Dendronephthya gigantea
Lineage: Eukaryota; Metazoa; Cnidaria; Anthozoa; Malacalcyonacea; Nephtheidae
Exons: 5
Coding region: 1758-5270 (1170 amino acids)
Molecular function (GO): protein binding; ADP binding
Source: RefSeq, a predicted model, not a curated record